UGUUCCUUACAAUGGCAACUGGCCUACCACCACGAUGGAAAUGGGAAUGGGAUUUCAGGAUCGAAAUUUUCGCUGAUUUCUGCGAUUUUAUCGGGGGCUCGAAUCCGAGAGGUGAUUGAUAAGUACAGCACAGAAGCCGAUAAUGUGCAUGUCCUCGGCCAUCACGUGUUUGCUCAACUGCUACAGCACGUUAGCAAAGCCUCUUGGAACAAGUUUCAAGAUAAUGCCUACUGGUGGUGGCUGAUCAUGUCCACCAACGGGAAUAUGGAAAUGACGAGGUAAAACGUUGGCUCAAACAUACAUCGUGGAACCAGCAGUAAAAAAGUGAGCAUCUGGUGGUAUGUGCAGACAUCUACAUUCGUUCCCACGCCAUCAUUCUCCCACUUGGCCGAUGGCAACUCAGUGCAGGGUAACCUGAGUCACCUGGUAAAAAGCGCCAAGAGUGGCUAUGAAAUUCGAUGUGUGACUGCUAAGAAGUAUGCCUUUCCGCUUCAAAAUGUCGCGAUUAAUAGCCAGGGUGUCAGCUUCGUCUCAGGGCAAAAUGUCGACUCCAUAAGCAUCAAAACGAAUGGUAAUUUGAUACAAUUUCAGAGUAACGUGUACUGGUGGUUUAGUGUAGUAACAACACGUGGAUUGCGCGACAUGUCACGUUGGACCGUUGGAAUCCAUCAGUCACGAGGUCACAACCAGGACACAGUGGCAAAUGAAUGGUUUGUAGACGAAUGCUGGAAGGAAGUCUUCACCGACGAUAGCAAAGGUGCAUCCCUCUCAGGAUCGCGCCAGGCUCUAACAUCGGCUCUCAUGGCUGGUCAUCGUGUCCGUUUCCAGAUACCAAAAUGGAAUUACUACACAGCAGAAGCUGACAAUCUGUCCUUACGAAAUUCUCAUGUGACAGCCCAGGCACUUAAACAUAUAAGCAGGAAAGGACUGACUGGGUUCCAAGAUGACGCAUACUGGUACUGGCUAAUGGUUUCCACCACUGGAACCGUCCGUGCCACCAGAUACAACGUUGGAGAACAUAAGCAUCGCGGAGAUUCUACGUACAAGCUGGCUGUGAAGUGGUUCGUUGACACCAGGUCUUGGAAACACGUCUUGUCAAACGGUCCAACUGGUGACAUCCUUGGCGGAGACCGAAGUGAUCUCGUGCAGGCAGUCAGAGAUGGAACAGCUGUACGCUGUGUGCAAGGAAAUGAAUGUCGGGGCUACGUGUACAAUGCUCAAAACCUAGCUGUGUCCCCAGAUGGAAACCACGUGGCUGCUCAAGCUCUCAAUCACGUCAGCAUGCGGUCAGCACCCGAUCCAGACGAAGUUAUGAUAAGCCCUAACGCUUACUGGUGGUUUACAAUUGUGUCUACAACUGGCUGGAGGGAGAUGUCUCGCUGGACCGUUGGUGAGCAUGUGGAUCGCGGACAUACCUCCGACAAAAUUGGCCAGAAGUGGUUUGUCAACCAUUGA
Molecule: messenger RNA, 1455 nt
Organism: Pocillopora meandrina
Lineage: Eukaryota; Metazoa; Cnidaria; Anthozoa; Scleractinia; Pocilloporidae
Source: the annotation of a GenBank genome assembly